This is a messenger RNA of Eutrema salsugineum, 1069 nucleotides long. Its product is annotated as peptidyl-prolyl cis-trans isomerase FKBP16-4, chloroplastic. Lineage: Eukaryota; Viridiplantae; Streptophyta; Magnoliopsida; Brassicales; Brassicaceae. The coding region runs from base 128 to 820 and encodes 230 amino acids. Gene Ontology annotation, molecular function: peptidyl-prolyl cis-trans isomerase activity. The record is from RefSeq and is a predicted model, not a curated record. The transcript has 10 exons.
CUCUCUAUCUCUUUCACACACGCAUUUUGAGCUCAAACUCAAGAAGAAGAAAGACAAGAAUGAGAAAGUUUCUUUGAAUCAUACGCGACAAUCUAUUAAGUUGAAUACAAAAACAUCGAAACAAACAAUGAUCUUAACAAUGAAACUUCUUCACCCUCUCCAUCACUCUCUCUCUUCCUCCAUUCCCUUUCAAUCAAGAAGAAGGCAAUCCAAACCGUACCGGUGCUCAUUACCGUCUUCAAGCGGCGAAAAGGUCAUCAGAUCAGAGACCGUCGAUUCUCCGGCGCCGGUGAGCCACGAAGGAAGAAGGGUUUUACUUGGAUGUCUCCUCGCCGCCGCUUCUGGGAUUCUGUUGGCUGAUCCAGCCGAGGCCGUAAGCACCAGCAGAAGAGCUCUACGUGCAUCCAAAAUACCUGACAGCGAGUUCACGACUCUCCCCAAUGGUCUCAAGUACUACGAUAUAAAAGUUGGCAAUGGAGCAGAGGCUGUGAAAGGAUCUCGGGUCGCAGUUCACUAUGUUGCCAAAUGGAAAGGGAUAACGUUCAUGACAAGUCGACAAGGACUUGGUGUUGGAGGUGGAACGCCAUACGGGUUUGAUGUUGGGCAAUCAGAGAAAGGGAAUGUUCUCAAAGGACUUGACCUUGGCGUUGAAGGGAUGCGUGUAGGCGGUCAGAGAUUGGUGAUUGUUCCUCCCGAGCUUGCUUACGGGAAGAAAGGAGUUCAAGAGAUUCCUCCAAAUGCAACAAUUGAGCUUGACAUUGAGCUCUUAUCAAUCAAGCAGAGUCCUUUCGGGACGCCAGUGAAGAUCGUUGAAGGCUAAGAUAUUAAUGAGAAGCAGAAACUGAACUCAAGAUUGUAUCUUUAAAAACCCACAAAUGUCUAGAUAUUAAUCUAAAUGUGCUAAGAGCUAUGGAAGAUUCAACUGUAUCAGAAGAAUCUGGUUAAUGGAUGUCUGGAUGAGAUACAUUAGCUAGUCCGGAUUCAUAACCGCUUCUCAUGGCUUAUUCCUCUGUUUCGUACACUUUUGCGCUUUGCAAAACAUCGAAUUAAUUCAAUCCCAUAUACUUAA